Messenger RNA from Cynara cardunculus var. scolymus (artichoke), 1647 nucleotides. Its product is annotated as homeobox-leucine zipper protein ROC7-like. Gene Ontology annotation, molecular function: lipid binding. NCBI's taxonomy places the organism in Eukaryota, Viridiplantae, Streptophyta, Magnoliopsida, Asterales, Asteraceae. The transcript has 8 exons. The record is from RefSeq and is a predicted model, not a curated record. The coding region runs from base 1 to 1647 and encodes 548 amino acids.
AUGGAAGAAUUUAGACUGGAAUAUGCCGAGGAUGACGAUAGUUAUGAUAGCGAUGACGGCCUGAUCUAUACGUGGAUUGAUGCUUCUAACGCUGCAGAUAACGUGUACCUCUCGUUGACAGCAGAGGCAAUCAAAGAAAAAGUUCUCGAGUUCGCAGAUAAUGCAGCAGGCGAACUUUAUCAUAUGGCUUAUGCGGGCAGUCCCUUAUGGAAACAUGAUGAUCUAGGAGAGCAGCUAGAUAGAGAGGUCUACAGAAACAGGUUCAUGAUUAACAAUAAGCGUCGUGAAGGAUUGGUUGUCGAGAUCCUUCGUCGUGCGCUUGACGACCCACGAGAAAUAUCGAGCUUGAUGAAACCACCAACGCAACCUAAGGCAACGGAAGCAUCAUGGGCUAGGGAAACUGUGCUUAAAACUCCUGUCGAACUUGUUAAUAUGUUCAUGGAUUCGGAGCAAUGGUUAGCAACCUUCUCAAAUAUCGUCUCCGACGCUAGUAUUCUUGGCAAGAUUGCAGACGAUGGGAACCCUGAUAGUUCUCUUAUAGCGAUGAAGGCUGAAUUCGGGUUACCGACCCCAAAUCCUACAAAGAGGGAAACAUACUUCUUGAGAAGAAGUAGAAAAGCGAAUGAGCAUCUCUGGUUGAUUGUUGAUGUCUCUUUAGACAUCACUUGUUUGAAGUACCACAGAAAGCCUUCAGGCUGUUUGAUUGAGCAAAUGGAUGAUGGAUUCUCAAGGAUAACAUGGGUAGAGCAUAACGAGCGAAGUACUAACGCAUACCUGAAUCAGCUGUUCCGAAAGCAUAUAUCAUCUGGUUUCGCGUUUUGUGCAAGUCGAUGGAUAACAACUUUGAAGCACGAAGCUGAGAAUCAAUUCAUAAUCAAUCAACACAUCAACGCUCAUGGUGGUGGGAUCUCAAGUUUGCUGAGGCUGGCUCAUAGAAUGAGCCAAACAUGUAUCAGUAACAUGAAUGUUUCCACCAAGAAAAACUGGAACUUGGUACAUAGUUUGGGUAGUGCUGAACCUAUAUAUCUUAAAUGGGACUACUUUCAAUACGAUUUGGGAAGACCAGAUGGUCAUGUCAUCAUGAUGGCGAGUUCUGUGCGGUCAUCUUUUACCGUAGAUCAUAUAUAUGACGCCCUUCGCUGUGCAGAAUGCCGCCCAAAGUGGGAUAUGGCUGUACUGAGAGGGUUCGCAAGGAAGGAUCUACAUGUACCCAUAGGCAACGAUCCAUCGACGGGUGUUUCUGUGUUGCAUAUCGAGAUUCCUGGAAUGGAUAACAUGAAGUGUUUACAAGCAUGCUUUACGGACUCGAUUGGCAUGUAUAUCGUAUGGACCUUCUUGCACAACGCAACGGUGUAUGCAAUGAUCGAAGGGGACGACCCUGAUAUCGUACCCAUCUUGGUUUUUGGAGCUGCUAUUCUCCCUUGGAACCCGAUAGCCGUAAGUGAAGGAAGCAUACUGACCUUGUCGUUUGAGAUUCGAGAUGAAUAUGAAGGUUCUUUACCCAUUCAACGAGAAGAAGCCCUCAACUUGUUGAUGACCAACACCAUAUCAUCGGUCAAUGCUCUGUGCGCACAACCUCCCGGAGAUGAUGGUUUUCGUCAUGAAGAUGAGGAAUACUUGAGUCUCUUCAACAAUCAUCAUAAAUAA